AAGUCUCUAACAACUCUGGGAAAGGUUAUCUCUGCUCUUGCUGAAAUGGUUUAUGUUCUACUCAGAAUAAGAAAAAGAAGAAGAAUGAUUUUAUUCCAUACAGAGACUCUGUACUCACCUGGCUUUUAAGAGAGAACCUGGGUGGAAACUCCCGAACUGCUAUGGUAGCUGCUUUAAGUCCUGCAGAUAUCAACUAUGAUGAGACCCUCAGCACCCUCCGAUAUGCUGACCGUGCUAAACAGAUUCGCUGCAAUGCUGUUAUUAAUGAAGAUCCAAACAACAAGCUUAUCCGUGAACUUAAAGAUGAGGUGGCCCGUCUGAGAGAACUUCUUGGUGCCCAAGGAUUAUCCGACAUCAUUGACAAUGUGUGUCCUGUGGAUAACGCCAAUGUUCUACACACGCGUCAUGGUCCUGACAAUCUCUUCACAGCCGUAAAU
Messenger RNA from Staurois parvus, 437 nucleotides. NCBI's taxonomy places the organism in Eukaryota, Metazoa, Chordata, Amphibia, Anura, Ranidae. The record is from the annotation of a GenBank genome assembly.